ACUAUAUUGGAUUCUAAGAAAUAGUCGUGUUUACUUUCUUAGACUGAAACACGCUUUUAGCUGUCGUCUUCCUCUAAUUCCUUCUGUAAUUCAUUUCUGAGGUUUUCAUGCAGGAACAUUGAAAGGCAAGAAAUCUGCAUCCUGUAGGUUUCUAAUCUUCUGAAGACCGUGGAAAUCUGAAGCACGCGUUGUAGUGGAGAUGGAGUAACGUGGUUUUUGAAGGAUUGAUGUUGUUUGGAGAUUGGAGAAGCAAUUUGUAGUGUUUUUGCUUGGUUUUGAGCGAUUCAAUCGGAGGAUUUAUGUAUGUAUUCAUAUGUGAUUUGUUGAAUUGAGGAUCAGAACGUGUAUGCAAAAUUGAUUUGGAAGUCGAGAAUGGAGGUGGAACACGCUCCUCGAGGUUUCCCCUACAAUUCGGCGAAGACGUUGCUAAGAAAGUCAGAGGACAUGGAUUACAACGAUGUUUUCGGUGGUCCACCGCGGCGGUUUUCGAUGCAGGAAUUGCGUGGGAGAAGCGGUUUCCUUGAAACGGCGAUAGGCGAGGUGGAGGUGGAGGACGAGGAGGACAGAGCGUCGACGCCGGUGUUUGGAGAGGAAACGACGCCGAGAAGGAGAAACACCGGCAGCAAUUUCUUCGACGACAUAUUUGGAGGAGACGAAUCUUAUGCUUCGCCGAGGAAUCGCGAUCGUGAUCGGAAUAAUCUCUUCGGUACGAGCCCUAAUUCGACGUUUGUAAGCCCUACCAAGCCUAAAUCGGAGCAAUUUGGUACUUCUUCACUCCCUGCACACUUCAGUCUUCCUGCCAAAUUGAACAAAGUCGAGCUUCCUCCUUUCGCUUCCUUGAAUCAGAGCUCAUACAAGAUAAAUAUCUCUACAAAUGCACUGAUCAGUCCGCGUUCUUCAACUACUUUAUCGAGAUUUUCAAGCCAAGUAGUUCGAAGCCAGGAUGAGGUAAAAAAUGAAGCUCGUCUUUAUCGUCAAAGCACCUUGCCUCGUGAGGCUUGUUUCAGAUUUGAAGAUUCACCAAAUACUGCCACAUCUGAUGAAAAGGAAGUUUCCCCAAAUUCAAACAAGAACAGGAAAAGCUUCGAUGGUUUCUCCAUCUAUAAAUGGGCUUCAGGCAGAGCAAUUCCAAUGAUGAAUCUUAUGGGUAGAAAUAGUUCAAGAAAAUCCAAGGAUAGAAUUGAAAGGUGUGCAAGCUUUAACGAGAGGGCAGAAAGCAGACCAUCCAUUACCAGAAUGGAAGAUUUUUCUGCACAUAAGGAGCCUGUAAAUGCAAAAAUGGAAUCUGAGAAGAUAGAUUCAGGAAGCAAAGAUGAGGAGAAAGAACCUUUAGGUGCAGAAGUUGUUACUAGCGGAGCUAUAGGAAGUAUAAAACCAAAAAGACGGAUGUCGCGCGCUGAAAUCCGAAUUAUGGAGAAGUUUGUAAGAGAAGUCUCUCUAAAGGAUGAAUCUCUCGAGUCUGAAGUGAUGCCAACUCUUCGUUCGUUGCUCAUUGCUGAGGCCGAGCAACAAGAAAUGGAAGACAACAAGAUUACAACUCCAUGUAAAGAUCAACCAGAGAGCAGUAAGAGUUCAAACAAGAUCGAAAGCAUUGAAAUCCAUGAGGACAGCAAUGCUAAUCCAGAAGCCGGCCCUGGUAAAAGAGUGGCUGCAGAAAAGGUAAAGGGGUUUGUUGAGUUUUUCAACCAAGAACCUAAUUGGAAGAGGAAAGGCGAUGUUCAUGUCGGUAGUGGAAGCCAUAGAUGGAAAGCUACAGGCACUGAUCAGAAAGAGAAUGUUUGUUUGAAUACAGAAAAGGCGGAUGAUUGUCUAGAAAAGGAUGAAAUGCGGAGUAGUGAAGAAAAGAAGAUCACGACCGAUGAAAGUGACAAUCUUUCUAAUAAUCCAAGUGCAGCAUCUUCAUUAGAAUCAAUUCUCCGGUACUCAACAACUUCAGUUGAUAAUUCAUAUGAAUCUUUGGAAGACAACUUCAGGGUUGCGCAAUUGUCCGGUGAUAUUGAAGAAGCCACACAGGGUAGUGAAGGUUUGGACACCAUCAAUGCUAUAGAUGCUAAAAUUGAACAAUGGUCACUGGGGAAGACAGGAAACAUCCGUUCACUGCUGUCGACUCUACAAUAUGUUCUAUGGCCCGGAAGCGGAUGGAAUCCAAUACCUCUCGUUGAACUGAUCGAACCAAAUUCAGUGAAGAGAGCAUAUCAGAAAGCUUUACUGCGCCUGCAUCCCGACAAGCUGCAGCAGAGCAGCGCCGAUUCUCACCACAAAUAUACUGCUGAAAAGAUUUUCGACAUUCUUCAGGAGGCUUGGGACCAUUUCAACACUCUGGCUUCACUUUGAAAGCCAUGGAAAUUCCCAAAAGAGCUGACCAUUCCAUUGCAUGCUCCUUUGUUUUAUCAGAAAUUACUGUCAGUAAAUUUUAAAUUCUUUGCCUGGUUUGCAUAGCAUGCUGUAAUUACAGUUUGUUGUGUGUUUAUUUGGUUACAUCUUUACUGAUCAUAAUAACAUUUUACAGUGCAGUGUAGAUAUGCUGUUUUUUUA
This is a messenger RNA of Andrographis paniculata, 2535 nucleotides long. RefSeq names its product J domain-containing protein required for chloroplast accumulation response 1-like. Gene Ontology annotation, biological process: clathrin coat disassembly; clathrin-dependent endocytosis. Gene Ontology annotation, cellular component: vesicle; cytoplasm; intracellular membrane-bounded organelle. Gene Ontology annotation, molecular function: clathrin binding. The coding region runs from base 373 to 2334 and encodes 653 amino acids. The record is from RefSeq and is a predicted model, not a curated record. The transcript has 9 exons. NCBI's taxonomy places the organism in Eukaryota, Viridiplantae, Streptophyta, Magnoliopsida, Lamiales, Acanthaceae.